Molecule: messenger RNA, 1858 nt
Organism: Petromyzon marinus (sea lamprey)
Lineage: Eukaryota; Metazoa; Chordata; Hyperoartia; Petromyzontiformes; Petromyzontidae
Source: RefSeq, a predicted model, not a curated record
GCCACUUUGUCACUUUGUUUUACUUUUAAAUAUUCACGCAGUUUUUAUUUCAUUCUUUUUUACCAGGCCAAGCCCGCUUGAGCUGCUGUACCGCUUUUGUUUUCGGAAGCGAUCUGCCCACAACACAAGAAUUUGUCUGAUGGAGCAAAGGCACUCGGCGCAGCUCGGUACAACAAGGCAUCAUUGCGACCGGUGUGCAUACAGCACGGAUCGUACUGGAAAUUUGACCUUGCACCAGAGAACUCACACGGGAGAGAAACCCUUCAAGUGCAGUGUGUGUGGAAAGAUGUUAGCACAGUUAUCAAAUCUUCAAGUACACCAGAGAACACACACAGGAGAGAAACCCUUCAAGUGCAGUGUGUGUGGGAAUGCGUUUUCACAUUCAUCUGCUCUUGUAACACACCAGAGAACACACACGGGAGAGAAACCUUUCCAGUGCAGUGUGUGUGGGAAGGCGUUUGCACAUUCACCACAUCUUCAAAGACACCAGAGAACACACACAGGAGAGAAACCCUUCAAGUGCAGUGUGUGUGGGAAGGCGUUUUCACAGUCACCACAUCUUCAAGUACACCAGAGAACACACACUGGAGAUAAAGCCUUCAAGUGCAGUGUGUGUGGGAAGGCGUUUUCACAGUCAACUGCUCUUAAAAAACACCAGAGAACUCACACGGGAGAGAAACCCUUCAAGUGCAGUGUGUGUGGGAAGGCGUUUUCAGAUUCAUCUACUCUUGUUAUACACCAGAGAACUCACACGGGAGAGAAACCCUUCAAGUGCAGUGUGUGUGGGAAGGCGUUUUCAGAUUCAUCUACUCUUGCAAGACACCAGAGAACACACACGGGAGAGAAACCCUUCAAGUGCAGUGUGUGUGGGAAGGCGUUUGCACAGUCAUCUACUCUUGUAAGACACCAGAGAACACACACGGGAGAGAAACCCUUCAAGUGCAGUGUGUGUGGGAAGGCGUUUGCACAGUCAUCAAAUCUUCAUCGGCACCAGAGAACUCACACGGGAGAGAAACCUUUCAAGUGCAGUGUGUGUGGGAAGGCCUUUUCACUUUCACAAAAUCUUCAAAGACACCAGAGAACACACACGGGAGAGAAACUCUUCAAGUGCAGUGUGUGUGGGAAGGCGUUUGCACAUUUAUCUACUCUUAAAAAACACCAGAGAACACACACGGGAGAGAAACCCUUCAAGUGCAGUGUGUGUGGGAUGGCGUUUUCAGUUUCAUAUACUCUUGUAACACACCAGAGAACACACACGGGAGAGAAACCCUUCAAGUGCAGUGUGUGUGGGAAGGCGUUUGCACGUUCAUCUGCUCUUACAAAACACCAGAGAACACACACAGGAGAGAAACCCUUCAAGUGCAGUGUGUGUGGGAAGGCGUUUUCACUUUCACCAAAUCUUCAAAGACACCAGAGAACACACACGGGAGAGAAACCCUUCAAGUGCAAUGUGUGUGGGAAGGCGUUUGCACUUUCAUCUACUCUUAAAAAACACCAGAGAACACACACAGGAGAGAAACCCUUCAAGUGCAGUGUGUGUGGAAAGGCAUUUUCACAGUCACCACAUCUUCAAGGACACCAGAGAACACACACAGGAGAGAAACUCUUUAAGUGCAGUGUGUCUGGGAAGGCGUUUUCAGAUUCAUCUGCUCUUGUAACACACCAGAGAACACACACAGGAGAGAAACCCUUCAAGUGCAGUGUGUGUGGGAAGGCGUUUUCACGUUCACCAAAUCUUCAAAGACACCAGAGAACACACACGGGAGAAAAACCCUUCAAGUGCAGUGUGUGUGGGAAGGCGUUUUCACUUUCACCAAAUCUUCAAAGACACCAGAGAACUCACAAGCAUCAGAAGAUC